Molecule: messenger RNA, 2839 nt
Organism: Paramecium sonneborni
Lineage: Eukaryota; Ciliophora; Oligohymenophorea; Peniculida; Parameciidae
Source: the annotation of a GenBank genome assembly
AUAAAAGGAAUGUAACAAUUGAAUCAGAGUCCUUUGGGAAAACUUAAGACAGAUGAAAAACAAAUAGAAUCUUAUAGAUACAAUUUUAAAAAAGGAAAAUUAGGUAAAGGUGCAUAUGGAACUGUAUAUAAAGGAAUAAAUAUUCAUACUCGAUAAAAUGUAGCAAUAAAAUUAGUUAGAAAAAGUGAUAUGAAAGACAUGGGUAAAUAUUUUAUUAUAUUUAGAUGAUGAAAAGUAACUUUUAAAUGAAAUCUAAAUAUUAAAGAGUCUAAAAAAUCCUAAUAUUAUAGAGAUCAUUGAUGUUCUUCAAACGGAGAAUAAUUACUAUAUAAUUUUAGAAUAUUGUAAUCAUGGGGAUUUAGAAUCCUUAAUAUAUAAAACUCAUUAAAUAACUCCAGAAGAUCAUUUUCAAUUUUUAAUAGAUAUUUUAACUGCGUUCACAACAUUAAUAAAGUAAGGGAUAAUGCAUAGAGAUCUUAAGCCAGCUAAUAUAUUAGUUCAUAUAGAGAAUAAUAGAAAAAUAUUUAAAUUGGGUGAUUUUGGUUUUGCAAGAUAGAUCAGUAAUUAUAAAAAUCAAAUAAUGGAGAGUAAAGUUGGAACUCCAUAUUACAUGAGUCCAUAAAUAUUGAAUGGUUAAUAAUAUACAAGUAAGAGUGAUAUAUGGAGCAUAGGAUUAAUGUUAUACUAAAUAAUUUAUUAAAAAAGUAAGAAAUUACAAUUAUAAUAAAGCUCCAUGGUUAGGUAGAUCUGAGAGUGAAUUACUUUAUAAUAUAGUUCAUUAAAAUUUGAAAUUUCCAGAAGUUCCAAAUAUAAAUGAUUUAUGUAAAGACUUUAUUUUGAAUUGUUUAUAAAUAAAGGAGGAAAAUAGAUUUAGUUGGGACACUCUUUAUCGUCAUCCAUAUAUUAGUGAAUAUUUUAUAAAGUUUUAGAUGUAAAGAAGUAAUUGCUAAAAGAAAUUAUAUUAUAUUUAGAAUUACUUGAAAUAGAAAAUUCCAAAUGUUGAUAUUUUAACUCAAAUAUUUUAGAAGGUAGAUACUUCUGGAGAUUAAUAAUUAAAUUUAGAAGAAUUUAAAAGUUUUAUCUAAUAUUUAGAUAAUAGCUUUAAUGAUGAUGAUGUAAAAUAUAUUUUUGAUGAAUUUGACAGAGAUGGAAAUGGAUAUGUUGAUUUUGAAGAAUUCAAAUAAUAUUUAUAUCCAUCACCUCCUAAAAAGGCCAAAUUAUAGAGGUCUUUAUAAUAAAAACAUAUGAUAAUUUUAAAAGAGUUAUCAAAUUUGAUUUAAUAAUAUAAUAUGAGUCCAAGAUAAUUAUUUCGAAAAUAUGACACUUCAAACAAUAAUGCUUUAGAUAAACAUGAAUUAUUUGCAUUGUUAAAAAAAAUAGAUUUAAAUAACCAAUUGUCAUUAGAAGAUAUUGAAACCAUAAUAAAUGUAUUUGAUGAAAAUGAUGAUGGUGAAAUUUAAUUUGAAGAAUUUAAAAAAUGUUUGUAGUUGAUACAUAAUGAUGAAUUAUUUACAAUAAAUUCAAGUAAGAAAAUGAUUAUUGAAACUGAUGAAAAAAUAUAGAUUGUUCCUUAAUUGAAUAAAAAAAUAAGUAUUGAAUAACUACAUAAUUAAAAAAUUAUUUAGAAUACACAAAAUUAAUAAUUGGUAGUAUUACAAACGAAUCCAUAGAUAUCUUUUAAUCUCUGUUAAUGUAAUAUUUGAAUUUUANCAAAUAAUGGAGAGUAAAGUUGGAACUCCAUAUUACAUGAGUCCAUAAAUAUUGAAUGGUUAAUAAUAUACAAGUAAGAGUGAUAUAUGGAGCAUAGGAUUAAUGUUAUACUAAAUAAUUUAUUAAAAAAGUAAGAAAUUACAAUUAUAAUAAAGCUCCAUGGUUAGGUAGAUCUGAGAGUGAAUUACUUUAUAAUAUAGUUCAUUAAAAUUUGAAAUUUCCAGAAGUUCCAAAUAUAAAUGAUUUAUGUAAAGACUUUAUUUUGAAUUGUUUAUAAAUAAAGGAGGAAAAUAGAUUUAGUUGGGACACUCUUUAUCGUCAUCCAUAUAUUAGUGAAUAUUUUAUAAAGUUUUAGAUGUAAAGAAGUAAUUGCUAAAAGAAAUUAUAUUAUAUUUAGAAUUACUUGAAAUAGAAAAUUCCAAAUGUUGAUAUUUUAACUCAAAUAUUUUAGAAGGUAGAUACUUCUGGAGAUUAAUAAUUAAAUUUAGAAGAAUUUAAAAGUUUUAUCUAAUAUUUAGAUAAUAGCUUUAAUGAUGAUGAUGUAAAAUAUAUUUUUGAUGAAUUUGACAGAGAUGGAAAUGGAUAUGUUGAUUUUGAAGAAUUCAAAUAAUAUUUAUAUCCAUCACCUCCUAAAAAGGCCAAAUUAUAGAGGUCUUUAUAAUAAAAACAUAUGAUAAUUUUAAAAGAGUUAUCAAAUUUGAUUUAAUAAUAUAAUAUGAGUCCAAGAUAAUUAUUUCGAAAAUAUGACACUUCAAACAAUAAUGCUUUAGAUAAACAUGAAUUAUUUGCAUUGUUAAAAAAAAUAGAUUUAAAUAACCAAUUGUCAUUAGAAGAUAUUGAAACCAUAAUAAAUGUAUUUGAUGAAAAUGAUGAUGGUGAAAUUUAAUUUGAAGAAUUUAAAAAAUGUUUGUAGUUGAUACAUAAUGAUGAAUUAUUUACAAUAAAUUCAAGUAAGAAAAUGAUUAUUGAAACUGAUGAAAAAAUAUAGAUUGUUCCUUAAUUGAAUAAAAAAAUAAGUAUUGAAUAACUACAUAAUUAAAAAAUUAUUUAGAAUACACAAAAUUAAUAAUUGGUAGUAUUACAAACGAAUCCAUAGAUAUCUUUUAAUCUCUGUUAAUGUAAUAUUUGA